Erythranthe guttata (spotted monkey flower) is the source of this 3459-nucleotide messenger RNA. Its product is annotated as putative LRR receptor-like serine/threonine-protein kinase At1g56140. Gene Ontology annotation, molecular function: protein binding; ATP binding; protein kinase activity. Gene Ontology annotation, cellular component: plasma membrane. The record is from RefSeq and is a predicted model, not a curated record. Lineage: Eukaryota; Viridiplantae; Streptophyta; Magnoliopsida; Lamiales; Phrymaceae. Gene Ontology annotation, biological process: protein phosphorylation.
AUAUACAAAUACACAUGUAUCUAUCUAUCUAUCUGAUCGUCAAAAUAUAUAUAUUCGUCUAAUUUAAUUCCGCCGCCGUAGAUCGCCAACCGAGCCUUUUCUAUAAACUUCACAUGGCGGCGGCGCCACCUCAAAGGUCACGGCGGCGGCUGAUGGUGGUGCUGUGGUCUGUUUUCAUCCUUGGACAGCUGGUGGAUUUCGCCGGAGCUCAAAAUAGUACCACCAACGCCACCACUGAUCCGGCUGAAGCAAGAAUCGUGAACAGAAUAUUCCAGCUAUGGCGUCGUCAAGCGACACGGGAUUGGAACAUUAGUGGCGAAUUAUGUACCGGUGUCGCCAUUGAUUCGACCGACCUUAACAACAUUAAUCCCGGGAUUAAGUGCGACUGCACGUUUAAUCGUAGCACCGUUUGUCGCAUUACUGGCCUGAGAGUUUAUGCAUUUGAGGAUAUCGUGGGCCCGAUUCCGGACGAGCUUUGGAGUUUGACUUAUCUCACUAAUCUGAAUUUGGGACAAAAUUAUCUCACCGGUCCACUUUCUCCAUCAAUCGGCAAUCUCACUCGCAUGCAAUACUUGAGUCUUGGCAUAAAUGCAUUAUCGGGGCCGGUUCCGAGGGAGCUCGGACUGCUAACUGACUUAAGAUCAUUGUCGUUUAGCACAAACAACUUCUCCGGGCCUUUACCAUCUGAGCUCGGUGCCCUAACAGAACUAACUCAAAUAUACUUCGAUAGUGCUGGAGUUAGCGGCCCGAUACCUCCAUCAUUUGCUAAUCUACGGAAAAUGGAGAGAGUGUGGGGUUCGGACAAUGCGCUGACUGGACGGAUACCGGACUUCAUCGGAAGUUGGACCAACCUCAUCCAACUGAGGCUUCAAGGAAAUUCAUUUCAAGGUCCGAUACCGGCAUCUUUUUCGAAUUUAACCGCUCUAAACGACCUGAGAAUAAGCGAGCUAGCUAACGGGAGCUCUUCACUAGACUUCGUCCGAAGUUUGACGGCUAUAUCGACCUUAGUUAUUCGGAACAGUAACAUUUCUGGUUCCAUACUGUCAUUUUUCGGCGAACUCCCGAGUUUAUCGUUCCUGGAUUUGAGCUUCAAUAAUUUAACCGGAACAAUUCCCGCAUCGCUUUUCAAUCGCAGCUCGUUAACUAACCUGUUUCUUGGUAAUAACAAGUUAACCGGUGGCCUUCCUGCCGGAAAGAGUCCGUCUCUCCGAACAAUCGAUUUAUCGUAUAAUGAAUUAUCCGGAAGCUUCCCUCCGUGGCUCAGCGGGCAAAACUUACAAAUUAAUUUGGUCGCCAACAACUUCACUCUCGAUAAUUCGAACACCAGUACUUUGCCUUCCGGAUUGAAUUGUCUUCAACGGAGUUUCCCAUGCAAUCGAGGCCGACCUAUGUAUUCAGAAUUUGCGGUUAAAUGUGGGGGCCCGCAAAUCCGAUCCUCCGACCAAACUAUAUACGAGGCCGAUACCGAAGCUCUGGGCCCCGCAAAUUAUUACGUGACCGAUUCUAGAAGGUGGGCCGUUAGCAAUGCGGGUUUAGCAGUUGAUAACAGUAAUUCAAGCUAUACAAGCUCGUCUGGAUCGCAAUUUACUAACACUCUAGAUUCGGAGCUGUUUCGAACGGCUCGUAUUUCGGCUGGUUCGUUGAGAUAUUAUGGUCUUGGCCUCGAAAACGGUAACUACACUGUCAGGCUCCAAUUUGCCGAGGCGCAGAUACAAGGUACUAAUACGUGGAGGAGCCUCGGGAGACGCGUUUUCGAUAUUUAUAUCCAGGGGAGUUUAGCCGUGAAAGAUUUCGAUGCACGAAGAGAGGCAAACGGGGUCUCGUUGAGAGCCGUGACGAUGGAAUUCCCCGUUCUAGUGUCGGAAAAUUAUAUGGAAAUUCAUCUUUUUUGGGCGGGAAAAGGUACUUGCUGCGUACCUGCUCAAGCUGUUUACGGACCUUCGAUUUCAGCUAUAAGUGCAAAAUCAGAUUUUCCCUCGACUGUUUCGAACAAUCCUCCGGGUAGUAAGAAGAAUCAUACCGGUCUGAUUGUCGGAAUCGUUGUUGCGGUUGCGUUCGUUAGUUUUCUCUCUCUAGGUGCUGUGUACUAUGUGUACCGGAGACGGAAAAAACAGAGAGAUUUCGAGGAUGAAGAGUUGUUGGGAAUCGACGCACGGCCUUACACGUUCAGCUACGCCGAACUUAAAGGUGCGACGAACGACUUCAAUCCUUCGAAUAAGCUCGGAGAGGGAGGAUUCGGACCUGUUUAUCAGGGAAUGCUCGGCGACGGAAGAGCAAUAGCUGUUAAACAAUUAUCGGUGGCGUCGCAUCAAGGAAAGAGCCAAUUUGUGGCGGAGAUCGCUACGAUUUCUGCGGUGCAACACCGUAAUUUAGUGAAAUUGUACGGAUGUUGCAUUGAGGGAGAUAAAAGGUUGCUCGUUUACGAAUAUCUCGAGAACAAGAGUCUCGAUCAGCUAUUAUUUGGAACUGGGAAAAGUAGUCUAUAUCUCGAUUGGCCAACGCGUUACGAAAUUUGCUUGGGGGUGGCGAGGGGGCUCGCUUAUCUUCACGAAGAAUCUCGAUUGAGAAUUGUUCAUAGAGAUGUGAAAGCUAGCAACAUUUUGCUCGAUUCCGAUCUUACCCCUAAAAUUUCGGAUUUCGGCUUGGCCAAAUUGUAUGAUGAUAAAAAGACUCAUAUUAGCACCCGAGUUGCCGGCACCAUUGGGUAUCUAGCACCGGAAUAUGCUAUGCGCGGACAUCUUACCGAAAAAGCCGAUACAUUCGGAUUUGGAGUCGUAGCUCUAGAAAUCAUUAGCGGAAGAACGAAUUCCGAUUCGACUUUGGACGAGGAUAAGAUGUAUCUUCUCGAAUGGGCAUGGAAUCUACACGAAAACGGAAGGGAAAUCGAAUUGGUGGACCCCACGCUACAACAAUACGACGUGAACGAAGUAAAAAGGAUAAUCGGGAUGGCGCUUUUGUGCACGCAGGCAUCCCCGUCACUACGUCCCGCCAUGUCACGCGUUGUGGCCAUGCUUUCCGGAGAUAUUGAGGUGGCUCCCGUAACUUCUAGACCAGGCUACCUAACCGACUGGAGGUUCGAUGACAUCACCGGCUCCUUUGUGACCAACACCAGUGGUUCGACUCCGAUCUCUGCUGAUGUCAGCCAUAUGAAUUCAACCACAAGCACUUCUGUUACGGGAACUUCGACGUAUUCGCCUUAUAACCCUUCGAAACCGAUGCUUCACGAGAUAAUUGGCGACGGCAGGUAAAACGAAUGAUGGGUGGUUUCUUGAUUUUGUGCAGUGUUUGUUUCUUUAUUGUGUGUUCGUGUUUGAUUAAAUAGAUUUUGUUUUUUCUUUACAGAGAUGAUUUGUUUUCGUAUAGAUUUUUAUUUUAAUUUUUUUCUGGGACCCAAAUUGAACAUAUAUUAAGUAUUGGAUAUUUAUUUGGAGAUUGUAUUUUAUUUUUGUUUUUUUCGAA